This is a messenger RNA of Prunus armeniaca (apricot), 483 nucleotides long. The record is from the annotation of a GenBank genome assembly. Lineage: Eukaryota; Viridiplantae; Streptophyta; Magnoliopsida; Rosales; Rosaceae.
AUGUCAUAUGUGCAUCGUGCUCUGAAGCAUAUGCUUGGAAGUCUCAUCCAGCUUAUUUGCCAUUUAUUAGAGUUCUUGCCUGGUUCUUACCUGUUAUUGGAGCCACUCUGCAGAACUGGAAAGAGUAGAAAACGAGCCAGAAUGGCCAAGAAAGCUGCUCUUGCAAAAAAGCCAGAAAAGGCUGUCGAAGUUUCUACUGUGAUGGAUACUAAGAAUAGGCUGAGUUCAAAAAUCAAGUAUGAUGCUUUGGAUAGAUUAAAUGAAGAGCUUGGUUGUGCACCUGCAUUUGAAGAAGGCAUAAAGUCUAAUUGUGACAGUCAUGGUGAUAUGCAACUGUCAAAUGAGAAGAACAGUCGUGAUGAUGAGUUUGAGCAUGAAAGUAAUGGAUACAGUGAAGAGGCUGAAGCCAGACAAGGCCAAGAUGACGUUAAGCAAUUGAAUCUUGUGGUUUUUGACAACUUUUUCGAAUUGGUAUCAGUCUGA